Molecule: messenger RNA, 1773 nt
Organism: Anopheles marshallii
Lineage: Eukaryota; Metazoa; Arthropoda; Insecta; Diptera; Culicidae
Gene: Dnai2
Product: dynein intermediate chain 3, ciliary
Exons: 5
Coding region: 1-1773 (590 amino acids)
Biological process (GO): outer dynein arm assembly; cilium movement
Cellular component (GO): outer dynein arm
Molecular function (GO): dynein light chain binding; dynein heavy chain binding
Source: RefSeq, a predicted model, not a curated record
AUGGAUAUACAGUAUGUCUACCAGAAGGAGCGUCGUGAGUUUGGUAAACAGUGUCUGUUUUCCGACAAGAAUAAGGUGGAAUUUUCCGAACCGGCCAACCAUGAGCUGUUCCGGGAGUACAUUCUGCGUGAUCCCGUAUCGAUUGGUACGCAGUACAGCCGCCAAAUGGCUAUCAGCGAGGCAAACACGGAGAGCGCGGAGUACGAGCAUCACGGUAUCCUGCACUCGGAAGGUGGGUGGCCGAAGGAUGUGAACUACCUCGACCCGGAGCAAACCGUCCGAUACAGACGGAAGGUGGAGAAGGAUGAAAACUACAUCAGCCAACUGAUGGCGCUGACCAAACCGAUGGAGCACUGCAUCUUCCAGAAUAAUGCGGUCAACAUCUACGAGAAGUACUUCGACGAUCUUGACCCCGCUCCACUGAUCGAGCGUAGCAGCUCGCGUACGCUGAACGUCUACCGUGAUCCGAGCAUCUACAAGCAACCUGUAACGCAUCUGUCCUGGUCACCUGACGGUGGCACCAAGAUUGCCGUAUCACACUGUAACAUGAACUUUGGCGAGGUGCUCGGUAAGGCGGUCUGCUCGUACAUUUGGGAGGUUGAGAAUCCGAAUGCUCCGUUGCUCCGCUUUAAACCCAUCAGCUCGAUGAUCUGUCUCGAGUACAACCAGAAGGACCCGACGACACUGGUUUGCGGCAUGUACAAUGGGCAAGUAGCGGCCUGGGACACACGGAACGAGCAAGAGCCGGUCAUGAUCAGUGAGCGGGAGCAUUCACACCGUGCCCCGGUCAAUUCGGCCCUGUGGAUUAACUCGAAAAGUGGUACCGAGUUUUUUUCCGGUUCGUCCGACAGCCAGGUGAUGUGGUGGGAUACACGUAAGCUUUCGCAACCGAUCGAUAAGCUGCUGAUGGAUCCGAUUAAGGCGGACGAGCAGGAUCUGUCGCGUUCGUACGGUGUUAGCUGUCUCGAGUACGAAACUUCCAUACCGACGCGCUUCAUGUGUGGCACAGAGCAGGGCAUGCUGUUUUCCUGCAAUCGCAAGGGGAAAUCGCCCCAGGAGAAGAUUGUGUUCCGGAUGCAAUGCCACACAGGACCAAUCUACGCGUUGACCCGCAAUCCGGCGUUCGUGAAGAACUUCCUUACCAUCGGUGAUUGGAUCGCGCGAAUUUGGUCGGAGGACUGCCGGGAAAGUUCAAUCGUCUGGACGAAGAAUCACGACGUAAUGCUCACGGAUGGCGCCUGGAGUCCUACGCGCUACUCGCUGUUCUUCGUUAGCCGCGUGGACGGUGUGCUAGAUGCGUGGGACCUUCUGCAGCAGCACAGCGAACCGACGCUUAGCAUCAAGGUGUGCGACGAAAGCCUAAAGUGUCUGAGGGCACACGAAUCGGGCCGGUUGGUCGGUACGGGUAGUGUGAAGGGUGCUACGUUUCUGAUUGAAAUGUCCGAAAACAUGACAUCGAUACGGAACGAUAAGCCACUGCUAACGGCGAUGCUUGAGCGUGAAAACCGUCGCGAAAAGAUACUGGAGGCGAAGUCACGCGAGAUGAAGCUAAAGGUCCGUACCUUGAACCGCCAGGACGAGCAUACGGAGGACAAACCAAAACUAUUCCAGUGUCGAUCCGCUUGCGAAGCUGCCGAGCAGGAAUACCUGCAGAUGCUGGAAAAGGAACGGAAAUCGCGCCAUCCAGAAGAGUACGAAGAAGAGUAUGAUCCAAAGAAAGUUCGGAAGCCCUACAAACCGGAGAACUACGAGUCGGACGGUGAACACGAGUAG